This is a messenger RNA of Aspergillus versicolor CBS 583.65, 1290 nucleotides long. RefSeq lists its product as uncharacterized. The record is from RefSeq and is a predicted model, not a curated record. Bases 128 to 1165 code for a protein of 345 amino acids. Gene Ontology annotation, molecular function: protein binding. Lineage: Eukaryota; Fungi; Ascomycota; Eurotiomycetes; Eurotiales; Aspergillaceae. The transcript has a single exon.
AUAUGCAGUGCUUUGAUGUGGAUAUUACCGCCUCAUAUACUGCUAUUGCUGUAUUGCUGCUUAGUGAGACCAGCAACCCCACUUCCAUCAUGAAUCCUGCAAGGGUGCCACUUCCAACACUCACCAUAUGGAGCAGCUGAGAACAAUAACGAGGAUAUUAUGGGGCCCUCCCAAACCCUCCAUACUAUCUACCCUCCCAGUCGAGAUAUUGUUCAUAAUCGCGGAAUUGGUUAAUCUAGAAGAUGUCGCGCGCCUCAGGCAAGCAUCCAACUUCCUAGCCACUGCUCUAGAACCAUACCUCUACGCCCACGCAGCAACACAUAAACUACCGGGCAAGUCACGAAUGGUUCUGGACUGGGCCGCUGAGAAGGGUCACAUAUCCGUCCUCGAGAAAAUCGACAAAUACGGGAACCAAAACGACAACAAUCACCACGCUAGAACUACUAUCCCACCCAAAUGCAAAACCCGAGCACUCUCCCACGCCGCAAAGCGCGGACAGACAGACGCAGUAGCUAUCCUUCUCCGGAUGGGCGCAGAGAUAAACGACACUGUCGCAGUCGAAGACAGCUACCAAUGCCCAGCUCUCCAUCGGGCCGCGAAGCACGGACACAUUGAGACGGCGACACUCCUGCUCGAUCGCGGGGCAGAUAUCCAUAUUCGAUGCAACGCGAGCGAUUCAGCGGCACUGGAACACGCCGCGCGGCUUGGGGAGCAAGAGAUGGUUCUGUUACUCCUCGAUCGGGGCGCUGAUAUCCACGCACCCGCGCUCGUAGCGAACGCUGUAUUCGCGGAGAAUAUAGAACUCGUUCGGGCCCUGCUGGAUAGAGGCGCCGCGAUUGAUGAUUCGUGGCAUUAUCGGCGGUCUGCUAUUCAUUGGGCUAUGCCGUAUGGGAGGGUUAAUAUGCCGAUGUUGAAGUUGUUGCUUGAGCGCGGGAUUGACCCCAAUGUGAGAGAACAGGAGCGUGGUGAGACGGUUUUACAUUGGGCUGCGUAUGAGGGAAAUGUUGAGGUCGCCGCGCUUUUGCUGGGGAAUGGUGCUGAUCCUGAUGUGGCUAAUCAGCAGGGUAAAAGACCGUUACAUGCUGCCAUAGAAGGGCCCAGUAGCCAGAGUGAUAGGGAGACGAUUAUUCGGUUGCUUUUGGAAGCUGGAGCGGACCCUGUCUGACGGCUGUCCUAACGGGACUCCUGUUGAUUUAGCGAGGCGUUUGAGAGUACAGGGCACUAUCAUAGGUCUGCUGGAGACAGACACUCGAACUGUGAGAGAAUAUUGCAGGUUAAUAAAGUCACGGU